Molecule: messenger RNA, 581 nt
Organism: Hordeum vulgare subsp. vulgare (domesticated barley)
Lineage: Eukaryota; Viridiplantae; Streptophyta; Magnoliopsida; Poales; Poaceae
Exons: 2
Coding region: 1-570 (189 amino acids)
Source: RefSeq, a predicted model, not a curated record
AUGCCCCAAGCUCGACCCCGCUGCCGCUGCCCAGCACCUGAGACCAACCUCUCCUAUGACCGUGCCGGCGAGCAGCUGCUGGAGCCGCCACACCACCCCGUCAGCCGACGAGGUCCUGGCCACGCCUCCCCCCUUGCCCUUUCUUCUCCUCCCUCUGCUAUCUCUAAUCUCUGCAGGUCUCUCUCUUUUCUGCAAGAGGACAGGAACAAGCAGGAGCUCACCCGUGGCCUCCCCUGCACGUCACCGCCCCGGAUUGACCUAGCCCCGAGGUCCUCGUCGCUGGGCCAGGAGCACCUCGUCGUCCUAGACCUCGCCACAGUCGGGGACCAGCACCAAGGAACAGAACGAAGGUUGAUGCAGCCCCACCAUGGAUGCCCUUGCUGCCCUGCAACUCCCCAUCCGCCGUCGUUCUCCAAUGGAUCCGGUCGAUGCUCGCUAGCUCCGCCCAUUCCCGUCCUGGGACAGCCCCGUCGAAGCCUCCAAGUCCCUCCGGAUCGACGAUUGACCCCGUCUAGAACAGCCAUGGACGAGCAGUUUCAGUCAGAGUUCCGCAAGCGUGUCAGAUUGUGAUGACCCGUACG